GCCUAUUCAAGAGGGCUAUUAUGGAGAGCGGCGCCCAUAUGUAUAACAAGGAGAGGGAUAUCGUUAGUAAAGACGAGUCAAUACUUUUAGGCAAACGGAUAGCAAAAGAGCAGAAUUGCAGCGAAAGUGACGAUUGGUUGCAAUGUUUGCGAGGAUUAGACGCAAAGGUGUUCAGCAAAUACGGAGUUGAUAUAAACGAUGUCGAUAUAAUGGCAGGCAUUGCCAGUACUGAGGGCUCACUGUUAUCACAUCCUUACGUCAAAAAUAUGUUGACUUUAAAUAACUUUAUUGAGUCCACAAAAACAUCGGACAGUGUUUACCACGGAUUGGAUGUGAAACGUGUGGACGACUAUUAUCUACAAAAUGUUGACAAAAACAGUUCACUUGAGCUCAAGAAAGCGUUUUAUGAAUUGUUUGGCGAUUUAAUGAUGAAAUGUCCGACAUAUCUGUUUGCCAAACAAAUGGCCACAGAUGCACAACCUGGUCAUAAUGUAUAUUUCUACCAGGUCACUUAUCAAAACAAAUAUUUUGCUCAUCUCGAGGGUUGCAAUGGAGAGGGUAUGGGUGUCUGUCAUUGCGCUGAAUUGGCAUUUGUCUACGGGUUUCCGUAUUUAAUACCCGACGCUUAUAGCGAUAUCGACGCUAUAUUUAGCGCAGAUUUAAUGAAAAUGUGGACUAAUUUUGCUAAAUAUGGCAAACCAACCGUAAGCGAAGAGUGGCCACAAUUAUUGAGUGGAAAUACAAUUAAUGUGAAAAACCUGAACCCAAACCCAAAACCCAAUGUAUUUAUCAAUCCAUACGACACUACAUGUGAUGGCCUUUGGAAA
Medioppia subpectinata is the source of this 827-nucleotide messenger RNA. NCBI's taxonomy places the organism in Eukaryota, Metazoa, Arthropoda, Arachnida, Sarcoptiformes, Oppiidae. The record is from the annotation of a GenBank genome assembly.